AUGAAAAAUAUAGUUUUAAUAAUAAUUUUAUUAAAUAUUUUUAAUAUUUAUGUAAAGGGUGAUGCAACAUCUCAUAGUGUUAAAUUAUCAUUCACCAAAUCUAUAGAUCAAAUGAAAGUAACAUGGUACACCAUAGAUAAAAUGGUUAACCCAGUCGUAUUAUUUAACACUGAAAUGUUUGCACCAGAAAAAGAUUCAGUACUUUCGGUUCAAGCUCAAAUUUUUCAAUAUGAUACUUUAGGCUUUAAAGGUUAUCCAACUACAGCCACAAUUAAUGGGUUAUCUCAAAAAACCACAUAUUAUUAUUGUGUUGGUGAUAAAGCAGCAAAUGUUUAUAGUCAAAUAUACAACUUUACAACUGGCUAUACCGCUAAUGAUAAUCUUCAUCCAUUUACUGCUGUUUUCUAUGGUGAUAUGGGCUAUGGUGGUCAGGGUCUCAACUCUGAUUUCUAUACCGUUGCUAAUGUUUUAAAACGUUCUGAUGAAUACGACUUCAUUGUUCAUGUUGGUGAUAUUGCCUAUGCCGAUCUAACUCAUGAUAGCCGUAUUAGUGGUAAUCAAACUGUUUGGAACUUGUUUUUAGAUUCUGUUAAUCCAUUAACCUCAAUGAAACCAUAUAUGACCUGUCCAGGUAACCAUGAUAUAUUUUACGACCUUUCAGUCUACAGUAGAACAUGGCAAAUGCCAGCUGACAAUGAAGGUGAUACAUGGUAUUCAUUUGACUACAAUGGUGUACACUUUGUUGGUUUCUCAUCAGAACAUGACUUCUUUCCACUAUCACCACAAUAUGAAUGGUUAGAAAAAGAUUUAAGAAAAUAUCGUCAAGAAAACCCAGAAGGUUGGCUUGUGGUUUAUUCACACCGUCCAUUUUAUUGCUCUGCUGUUUGGGGUUGGUGCGAAGAUAGUGUUAAAACAGACUUCCUAAAAAAAGCUUUUAACUUAUUAGAAAAUUUAUUAUUCAAAUACAAUGUUGAUCUCUACAUCUCAGGCCAUCAACAUGCCGAAGAAUACACCUAUCCAGUAUAUAAGAGUCAAAAUUUAGGUACUUUUGAAGAACCAAAAGCUACUGUUCAUAUUACUGUUGGUACUGGUGGUGAUGCUGAAGGGGAAGAAACUCAAUGGCAACCAAAACCAAGUUGGAGCACAGGCAAAAGAAUUUUCGAUACUGGUGUUGGAUAUUUAACUUUUUACAAUACAACAACUCUAGGUUAUAAAUUUAUAGCAAAUGUUAACAAUACCGUAGUGGACGAAUUUACUAUGACAAAAGGUCACUUUUAA
This is a messenger RNA of Dictyostelium purpureum, 1278 nucleotides long. RefSeq lists its product as uncharacterized. Lineage: Eukaryota; Evosea; Eumycetozoa; Dictyosteliales; Dictyosteliaceae. The transcript is spliced from 3 exons. Bases 1 to 1278 code for a protein of 425 amino acids. The record is from RefSeq and is a predicted model, not a curated record. Gene Ontology annotation, molecular function: acid phosphatase activity; metal ion binding.